GGGCACCCGGCGGCCGGGCGGCGGGCCCCGAACGGAGCGAGCGGCGGGCAGAAACUCAAACAAAUGCUUUGAGUCCUCGUUCUUACCUGCUGACUGCAACAGGGUGUCCAUGGCUGAACUCUGAGUGGAGAGGUGGUGAGAGACCUGUCUCAGGGUGAGGCCUGUGACAGCACCAAUGGAGAGCGUGUACUCAGUGGAACCAGCGCUGGACGGGGCUGGCCCCACCUCACUGGACAUACUCAGCUUCCUGGACACCCUGGUGAACAGCACUGAGGAGCAAUGCUUCAGUGCCCGCUCACGCAGCACCGUCCUGCAAGGGCUGCCAUUUGGUGGUGUGCCCACUGUGCUUGCCAUCAACUUCAUCCUCUGGCUGCUCCUUCUCCUGAUCUUCUCCUGCCUUCGGAAAGCGGCUUGGGACUAUGGGCGCCUGGCACUGCUGAUGGACAAUGAUAGUUUGACAUCACUUUUCUACGGGGAGCAAAGUGAGAAGGAGAAGUCCCCAUCAGAGAGCAGCCCCCUAGAUGUCGACAAUAAGGACGUGGGAUUCUGCUCCUGGCUCCUUUCUAUCUACCAGAUGAAGGAUGAGGAAAUUCAGAGCAAGUGUGGGAUCGACGCCACCACCUACCUCUCCUUCCAGCGGCACCUCCUGGUCCUGCUGAUGCUGGUUUGUGUGCUCUCCGUGGCCGUCAUCCUGCCUGUCAACUUCUCGGGGGACCUCCUAGGACACAACCCCACUCACUUUGGCCGGACCACCAUCGCCAACAUCCCAACACAAGAUCGUCUCCUGUGGUUGCACAGCAUCUUCGCCCUCAUCUAUUUCAUCCUCACUAUCCUCUGCAUGGCUCACCACUCCAUCCACCUGGAAUACAGAGAGAAUGAGAAGGUCGCCCGGACACUGAUGGUUACUCACAUUCCCAUGGAGAUCACAGAUCCUUCGCUUAUCAUUAAGCACUUCCAUGAGGCCUAUCCCAGCUGCACUGUCACCAACGUACAGUUCUGCUUUGAUGUGCGCAAGCUGAUGAAGCUGGAUGCAGAGAGGCGUAAGGCAAUGAAGGGCCGGCUUUACUUCACCACCAAGGCACAGAAAGAGGGAAAGAUCAUGAUCAAAACCCACCCUUGUGCCCGGAUCUUCUGCUGUCGCUUCUGCGGCUUUGAGCAGGUGGAUGCUGAGCAGUACUAUGGGGAACUGGAGGAGAAGCUCACAGAUGAGUUCAACGCUGAACGCAACCGCAUCACGCUGAAGCGGCUUGACAUGGCCUUUGUCACCUUCCAGGAUGAGCGUAUGACAGCUGUGAUUUUGAAAGAUUACAGCCGCAUUCACUGUCGGAAGCACCCCCAGCAGUCCUCCGUGACCACCGUGGUCAAGUCGCACCAGUGGGGUGUGCGCUACGCUCCAGCACCCAGCGAUAUCAUCUGGGAGAACUUGUCAGUCCGUGGCACAUCCUGGUGGGUGCGAUUUAUUCUCCUUAAUAUCUGCCUCUUCAUCCUCCUCUUCUUCCUCACCACACCGGCCAUCAUCGUCAACACCAUGGACAUGUUCAAUGUUACACGACCUGUGGAAAGCCUCAAGAACCCAAUUGUUACCCAGUUCUUCCCCACGCUGCUACUCUGGGCCUUCUCCGUCUUCCUGCCAUUCCUUGUCUACUAUUCGGCCUUCUUUGAGUCACACUGGACAAGGUCAAGUGAGAACCAGCUUACCAUGCACAAGUGUUUCUUCUUUCUGGUGUUCAUGGUCAUCAUCUUGCCCUCAUUGGGACUGACCAGCUUGGACCUCUUCUUCCGUUGGCUCUUUGACACCCACUUUCUGGACCAGGCCGACAUCAAGUUCCAGUGUGUUUUCCUCCCAGACAAUGGCGCUUUCUUCGUCAACUACGUUGUCACCUCCAGCCUGAUUGGGACAGCCAUGGAGCUGCUGCGCAUCCCUGGCCUCCUCGUCUAUACCGCCCGGCUCUGCCUCGCCAAGUCAGAGCCCGAGCGGCUCCACAUCAAGCGGAGCCAAGCUUACCAGUUCCAGUUUGGGUUGGAGUACGCAUGGACCUGCUGCAUCUUCUCCGUCGUCAUGACCUACAGCAUCACCUGCCCCAUCAUUGUCCCCUUUGGUUUGCUCUACAUGCUGCUCAAGCACAUGGUGGACCGAUACAACAUCUACUAUGUGUACAUCCCCACCAAGCUGAACCAGCGGCUCCAUGUUGCUGCCAUCAGCCAAGUCGUGGUGGCCCCCAUCCUCUGCAUGUUCUGGCUGCUCUUCUUCUCCGUCCUGCGCCUUGGUCCCACCCGCCCUGUCACCCUCUUUACCUUUGUGGUCCUCCUCUCCUGCAUUGUCUUCUCCUUCUUUGGCCUCUGCUUGAAGAAGUUACAGCCACGGAAACCAUCCAGCUACCAGAUGUCUGAUCAGUCCGAGGGUACUUUCACUGAUGCCGAGCGGAGCAGCGUCUCCUCCACUCCCAACUCCAAUCUCUUCGUGGCCACAGUGCUGCAGGAGCCCGAGCUGAGCCUGACACCGGCAGCUUCCCCGGCACACCAGUCUUAUGGCACCAUGGGCAACCACUUGGAGCUGGCAGAGGAUGGGGAGGACUGUGGUCUGCAAAACUUUGAGACAGAGCUGGAGACAGUGGAAGGCGAGUACAGGACCGGCCCCGUGAUGGAGAGCCAGCCUCACUACCAGUGAGCAUCUUGCUCCCAGGCUGAGAGCCAACACUAGUGGGCGCCCACCUCACUGAUGGACCCACACAUGGGUGAUUUUGGAGCAGGGGGGCAUCAAGACUUAUGUGAGGGAGGGACUUCAGCCCGUGCAAGGCAGCAUGGCCUUGCCGCUGCAGACAGGCUUGGCCACCCUGCACCCCAGCAGCCCCGUCUGCCUCAUCCAGUCUGGGAUGGGGAAGAGAGGUUGCAGGGGUUUGGGGUAAGGUCUCCCUGAAAGGCUGUACUGCAAGGGGAGGAGGAAGGCCCUGUCUAUGGUCACACAUCCCCUCAGCCAUGACAAAACUUUGCUUGCCCACCCAUUGCUGCAGCCAUCUUGCUGCCUCCCAUAGCCCUGAGUGCUGUCCCCAGCCCAAGUAGUGCUGAGAGCACUGUCCUGGCAGGGCUUGUCCUCCUUGUGCCCUCCCUCUGCUGCUACAGUGUGCUUGUGCCCUCCGGUCUUCAGGGACAAGUGUAUUUUGUGGCCAUGACAACAGCAGCCUUUCACUAGUGGCUCCCAUCCUCCCACUCUUGCUGCCCACGCUCCCCUCGGGGCUGCCUGUGGGGACCACACAGCUCCAUCUCAUUGCAAUAGCAACAGGGGGCUGGCAGCACUCCCUGGCUUGUCCAGAGCCUCUGGAGCACGAAUGCUGCUGCACUGGGUGUGUGCACACCUGCUCCUGCCCAGGCAGCAUCCCUGGGCUUUUUGGGCCCUGGAUGCAGGAGCAGGUACUGCACCCCUAUCCUUGUUCCCACAGGGUGAGCACACACAGCUCGGCUGUGCCUGGGUGGUUUCCUGCUGGGGUAAAGCCAUGGCAGGCAGCUGCUAGCAGAAUAGUGAUGGUGCCAGUGGGGGACCCAUCUGCUACCUUCUGAAAAUGCAGAGGUGGGACUCUUGAAAUCCUGUCUCUUUCCAUGAGUCAGUCGUCCUCCUGUAGUGCCAGUUGUCUAGGAAUGGGGCAGUGCUCAGGCAGUUUCUCCCCACUCUGGUGCAGUACUGUAGAGGUAGAGGCUGAACUGGUGCGUGCCCAGGGAUGGUGCCCAAGACCUUACAUGGGAUGUGAGAGAGCUCAUCUGGGUCUUUCCCCUGCUAGGGAAAGUUGCAUUGCACUUCUGGGAGGGUGCCCUGCCCCAAUCCUUGCUAUCCCCAGGGGUGAUGGAGGGUGAUGGAGGAGUCUGACCCCAGAGAACAGCAUUGCAGGGGUGCCCUGUGCCACUUCCCCUGCCCAGCAUUACUGAAGCUGUUGGGAGUGGGGGCACAGUGUGUAAAUUCUGGAGCACCCAGCAGUGAGUUGGAGGUCUCAGCUCUCAAGGCUGGUAGCCCUGCUGCUCCCUGGCUUCUACAUGCCCAAAUGGUGGCUGUGGCAACCAGAAGGGACUAUGGGGGGGGCUCCUAGCUCCCUGCACUGGUGUCCUGCAGCCACUCAUCUUGGGGCUGGUAAGAUGCUGGUGGCCCCAUCCAGUGACUUGAUGCUCCCUGUCUGGGGGGACACAAGUGCCUGCGAGUGGCACUGAGUCCUGUGGAGCUCAGGCUUGGAUUGCCCUUGUUUGCCACACUGUAGGAAUGUGCCAGAGGUCUGUACCUUCUUGUUAUUUAUUGCUAUGACCGUGCCUUGAAUAAAAUGACUUCACCCAUCUGCUGCCUGCAGUCAUCACCUCUGCGCGUCACCCUCUGCCCAGUUCCAGACCCUCUCCAAUGACAAGCAUUGGCUGUCCCUUUAGUAUCCAGCCUGUGGCAUUGUGGCAGCAGCACAGCAGGUCAAGACAAGGCAGCAACAGGAAGAGCUAUCUGGGCCAGAAGCACUUCAGGGGUAAAGGGGAAGAUGCAGGAGCAGACAAGGUGCGGGGGGAAGAGGAGCACCCAGUGGUGUUACCUCAGAAAGGCUGGUACAGGGCAAGGGGUAUCAGAUUAGGUGAAAAACUGGAACAUUUAAAUCUAGCCCAGCAAACCCCUCUGUCAU
Messenger RNA from Phasianus colchicus (ring-necked pheasant), 4640 nucleotides. It is a transcript of the gene TMEM63C, whose product is annotated as transmembrane protein 63C. The record is from RefSeq and is a predicted model, not a curated record. Gene Ontology annotation, molecular function: calcium-activated cation channel activity. Gene Ontology annotation, cellular component: plasma membrane. Lineage: Eukaryota; Metazoa; Chordata; Aves; Galliformes; Phasianidae.